AUGUGCCCGUCUGCUGCGUCCACCUCUGCCGACCCGGCGCCCGUCCCUACGACCGAGGGCGCCGUCCCGCCAGAGUUCACCCCCGUCGACACUCACGCCCCGAGCCAGCCAGAGGUCGUCGCUGCCAAGAACGGCACGACGCCCCAGCACAAUCCGUACGCGCCCAGGGCCAGCGACUUCCUCUCCAACGUCUCGAACUGGAAGAUCAUCGAGUCGACUCUGCGAGAGGGCGAGCAGUUUGCCAAUGCCUUCUUCGACACCGAGACCAAGAUGAAGAUCGCCCAGGCGCUCUCGGACUUUGGCGUCGAGUACAUCGAGCUCACCUCGCCCGCCGCCUCGGAGCAGUCGCGCGAGGACUGCAAGAGGAUCUGCCAGAUGGGCCUCAAGUCUAAGAUCUUGACCCACAUCCGCUGCCACAUGGACGACGCCCGCAUCGCUGUCGAGACCGGUGUUGACGGCGUCGACAUCGUCAUUGGCACGUCGUCGUUCUUGCGCAAGUACUCGCACGGCAAGGACAUCACCUACAUCAUCAAGAGCGCGAUCGAGGUCAUCGAGUUUGUCAAGAGCAAGGGCAUCGAGGUCCGCUUCUCGUCCGAGGACUCGUUCCGCUCCGACCUCGUCGACCUCUUGUCCAUCUACCGCGCCGUCGACAAGAUUGGCGUCAACCGCGUCGGAAUCGCCGACACCGUCGGCUGCGCCAACCCGCGCCAGGUCUACGAGCUCGUCCGCACCCUCCGCGGCGUCGUCUCGUGCGACAUCGAGUGCCACUUCCACGACGACAGCGGUUGCGCCGUCGCCAACGCCUUCUGCGCACUCGAGGCCGGCGCGACCCACAUCGACACCUCGGUCCUCGGAAUCGGCGAGCGCAACGGCAUUACGACCCUCGGAGGCCUCAUUGCCCGCAUGUAUGUGGUAAAUCCGGAAUAUUGCAAGAGCAAGUACAACCUCGCCAUGCUCCGCGAAGUCGAGAACUUGGUCGCCGACGCCGUCCAGGUGUCCGUUCCGUUUAACAACCCUAUCACCGGCUUUUGUGCUUUCACCCACAAAGCAGGAAUUCACGCCAAGGCGAUACUCGCGAACCCGUCGACGUACGAAAUCCUCAAGCCCGAAGACUUUGGCAUGUCGCGCUACAUCGACAUCGGUUCGCGCCUGACUGGAUGGAACGCCGUCAAGUCGCGUGUCGAGCAGCUCGAGCUCGAGUUGACCGACGAGCAGGUCAAGGACGUCACCGCCAAGAUCAAGGAGCUCGCCGACGUCCGCACGCAGAGCAUGGACGACGUCGACACCGUCCUCCGUGUCUACCACAAGCACGUCUCGAGCGGCGCUCUCGGACUCCGCCAACCCGCACGCUUCGACGAGCUCCUCGCCGAGCACAAGUCGCAGAACGGCUCCGAGGCUGGAGACGAGCCCGCGGCCAAGAAGCAGAAGACGUCUGCAUAA
This is a messenger RNA of Rhodotorula toruloides NP11, 1440 nucleotides long. Its product is annotated as homocitrate synthase. Gene Ontology annotation, molecular function: homocitrate synthase activity. Lineage: Eukaryota; Fungi; Basidiomycota; Microbotryomycetes; Sporidiobolales; Sporidiobolaceae. Bases 1 to 1440 code for a protein of 479 amino acids. The transcript has 7 exons. Gene Ontology annotation, cellular component: mitochondrion. The record is from RefSeq and is a predicted model, not a curated record.